UUUCCCAAACUCAGCACUCGGCGGUCCAUGUGGGAACUCCGGGAUUCUUCAGGCACAACCCCCUCCAAGCUAACUUUGAUUCUUGUGUCCUCAGAGAUCCACAGAAGUGGUCCCACCUGUCCUCAGCAGUCAGCGUGUGGAGAUUCAACAAAGCCCCCCUGAGCCGGAGCUCAGCUUCUUGGAGAUGCUGCCCAACAAGACCAUCCCUCACAACACGGCCAACAACCUCACACAGGCGUUUCUCCAGAGUGUGGAUGAGGUUCUCUCCUCGCCAGGCUUAGUGGAGGCGGCUCCUGUGGCCAGCGGUCUGAUCAGGACGGUGGAGGACAUGAUGGAACACAUGGUGACUAAACUAGAGCCAAGUCCAAACGGCAUCAUUUCGCUGGGCGGACGGUCUCCUGUAGCAGAUUACACCCUGAUGAAGCUCCCGCGGAACCACAACCUGCAGCAUUACCGCUUCCCCACGCAGGGCAAGAACUACAUCUCCGUGCCCAGGGAGGCUUUCCACGUGCAGAGUGAGAAAAGACGGCGAAAAUACACAUUUUAUCAUUUCAAAAUGAUGAAUCACAUCAAAUAA
Molecule: messenger RNA, 577 nt
Organism: Thalassophryne amazonica
Lineage: Eukaryota; Metazoa; Chordata; Actinopteri; Batrachoidiformes; Batrachoididae
Product: adhesion G-protein coupled receptor D1-like
Exons: 4
Coding region: 185-577 (130 amino acids)
Source: RefSeq, a predicted model, not a curated record